This is a messenger RNA of Meleagris gallopavo (turkey), 1553 nucleotides long. The record is from RefSeq and is a predicted model, not a curated record. Lineage: Eukaryota; Metazoa; Chordata; Aves; Galliformes; Phasianidae.
GCUCCCCCGCCGGCACUGCAGCCGUACGUCGUCGUUCUGCUUCGUGCUUUCGUUACCAGAAAACUCCAUUGCAGGAGCAUUUCGCAGAGGGAUCAGAAAUGCCCCAUCUCUUGCAGCGACAUCAAAGGCUGAAGCAGAACAGAAAUCUGGGCUCUUCGCAGUUCAAGACCAUCGAAGAUGAUUUGGUGUCUGCCCUCGUGCAGUCCGGCUGCAUCCCAGAAAACCACGGUGAAGACAUGAAGAAGAUGUCGUUCCAGCGCUGUGCUCGGACAGAUAAGGGUGUGUCUGCAGCUGGACAGAUUGUGUCGCUAAAGGUCAGGCUAAUAGAUGACAUCUUAGAAAAGAUCAAUAACCAUCUUCCUUCUCAUAUCAGAAUUCUGGGGCUGAAGAGAGUCACUGGGGGAUUCAACUCCAAGAACAAAUGUGAUGCCAGAACCUACGCCUACAUGCUGCCGACGUUUGCCUUUGCCCAUAAAGACCACGAUGUGCAAGAAGAGGCGUAUCGACUCAGCAGAGAGACCCUUGAAAAAGUCAACAGCCUGCUCGCUUGCUAUAAAGGAACGCACAACUUCCACAACUUCACUUCUCAGAAGGGACCCAAGGACCCCAGCGCCAGGAGAUACAUAAUGGAGAUGUACUGCGGGGAGCCCUUUGUGAGGGAAAACAUAGAAUUCGCCGUGAUCAAAGUGAAAGGGCAGAGCUUCAUGAUGCACCAGAUAAGGAAAAUGAUUGGACUGGUGAUAGCUAUUGUGAAAGGUUAUGCUCCUGAGUCUGUUAUAGAGCGCAGCUGGGGAGAGGAGAAAGUGGAUGUCCCCAAAGCUCCUGGGCUUGGUCUGGUCUUGGAAAGAGUGCACUUUGAAAAAUACAACAGACGUUUUGGAAAUGAUGGGCUGCACGAGCCGCUGGAGUGGAAGGAGGAGGAGGAGAAGAUUGCAGUUUUCAAAGAGCAGUAUAUCUAUCCUACCAUUAUUAACACAGAAAGGGAGGAGAAGUCCAUGAUGAGCUGGCUAAGCACCCUCUCCAUUCAUGACUUCAACUCUUCUGCUGCUGAGAUGGAAGCUAACAAGAAAAAUUCAAAGAACAGUGAUGUUGAAGGCAGUGAUGGUUGUGAUGGUGAUUCUGACUGAGUCAACGCGUGGUUGGACCUGGUACCCACACUGCUCACAGCUCUCUCUGUCUACGGAAAAGUGGCCUUCCUAAUCUGAGAAUCCAGUAAAGCAGGGGAUUAUGUACUUACAGAACAAGUAGAUGCCCAGGCAAAGAUGAGUGGGGCAAAAAAAAAGCAAAAAACAAAAAAAACAACCAAAAAACAAAACAGCAGGAAGAAGACGAAGAGAGGCUGUGCCACUGACUGAUACACCUGACUGGUAUACUUGAAAAUGAUGAGAAAGCAGCUUUCAAAAGGAUUCUUGUAACGCAAGAUGUCUUAAUUGCUAUUUGAAUGAUGUUUUUAUUACACGUUUACCUGGAAAUAGUAUUUUAAAUCUGUGUAAUCUCUACGUAAAGAUGAGACAAAACAUUUUAAUACACUUUUUUUGGAUUAUUUUUAUGAA